Messenger RNA from Micromonas pusilla CCMP1545, 291 nucleotides. RefSeq lists its product as uncharacterized. Gene Ontology annotation, cellular component: U4/U6 x U5 tri-snRNP complex; U6 snRNP; precatalytic spliceosome. The transcript has a single exon. The coding region runs from base 1 to 291 and encodes 96 amino acids. Gene Ontology annotation, biological process: mRNA splicing, via spliceosome. The record is from RefSeq and is a predicted model, not a curated record. Lineage: Eukaryota; Viridiplantae; Chlorophyta; Mamiellophyceae; Mamiellales; Mamiellaceae. Gene Ontology annotation, molecular function: RNA binding.
AUGGCGAAGGAGCUCACGGAGCUCGUGGACACGCUCAUCAGCGUCAUCACCAGCGACGGGCGGAACAUCGUCGGCGUGCUGCGAGGGUUCGAUCAGACGACGAACCUCAUCCUGGACGAGUGCUUCGAGCGCGUGUACAGCGCGAGCUCGGGCGUGGAGGAGGCGCCGCUCGGGCUGUACAUCAUCCGCGGCGAUAACAUCGCCGUCAUCGGCGAGAUAGACGACGAGAUGGACGCGAACUUAGACUACUCGCAGAUUAAAGCGCCGCCGUUGAAAUCGAUCGCGCAUUAG